Daphnia magna is the source of this 1429-nucleotide messenger RNA. RefSeq names its product zinc finger protein 142-like. Gene Ontology annotation, cellular component: nucleus. Gene Ontology annotation, molecular function: DNA-binding transcription factor activity, RNA polymerase II-specific; RNA polymerase II transcription regulatory region sequence-specific DNA binding. Lineage: Eukaryota; Metazoa; Arthropoda; Branchiopoda; Diplostraca; Daphniidae. Gene Ontology annotation, biological process: regulation of transcription by RNA polymerase II. The transcript is spliced from 3 exons. The record is from RefSeq and is a predicted model, not a curated record. The coding region runs from base 135 to 1277 and encodes 380 amino acids.
AGCGCAAGUCUUCCUGCGUAAAAGGUCCGCGAGAGUCCAAAGAUAAUCAUCUUGGUCAACAAAAGCACGGAAAGGAAACUGAUUUCGGGAUUGAGGUUUCGGUUGUAAACCAUUCACAAACAAGUAGUAAGAAUAUGGAUCCGUCUUCAGCCUUAUUUUCCAAGAAGGAUAGUUCACAGCCUUCAAAAAGGCACGUAAGAAACUGUUAUCCUUGUACACAGUGUUCAUUUCGAACACCGAAUGCCAGAAAAUUGAAAGCGCAUGUGAAACAAUAUCAUCGCGUAACAGCCAAUACUUCAAAAGAACAACAAUCGAGACUAGCACUUCCAAAAGAAAACGAAAUGCAGACGUCUUGCAGGGCAUUCCCUGGCGUUAGCCAGUCCGAUUUGAAAAAACGCCGAAUUAAAGGCCAAAUCUAUUAUUUGUGCCCUGCCCCAAAUUGCUCCUACCGAGCGAAGGAUUCACGUCGUAUUUUCCAUCAUUGUCAAACGAAACAUGAUCUCACAAUCGACCAAAAUUACCCUUGUUCAAAUUCUUAUUUGAAAAAGACCAUUUCAUCAUCAUUGGCCAGUAGUGAUCAAGAGCCAUACGGAACGAGUAAAACAUCUGAUAAGACUGGGCCUGGCCGAUACUUCUGUGAGUCAUGUAACUAUUCUGUCAAUAAAAAAUCUCGUCUAAAGAACCAUAGACGUAGGCAUACGGAAAAUUCUGGGUAUCGCUGUAGCAUAUGCUCGUACUCAGUUCCAAUGAAACGCCAACUUACCUAUCACGUAACCAAUCACCAUUCAGAGGGCUUUUCUUGUAACCUUUGCAAUUACAAAGCAAAAACCUUGACUGAAAAGAAUAACCAUCACGCAAGUGCCCACAAGGCGGCGACUGCUGGGAAAACUUCAUCCCAUUCAUCAGAGCAGCUAUCUAAUUCAGACUGUGAUUUGCAACAUGUCUGCUCCCAGUGUUCUUUCAAAACUUCUUCUCGGGAACGAUUUGACAUGCAUGAGAAAACGCACGUGCCCGAUUCUGUGGGUUCAUCCACGGAGGAAUUGGACAUUGAGGACACUCAAAAGAAAACAACCAGAAAGAUGAAAAGGAAACGUGAAGAUUCCAGCAGCAGCAUUCGGACUGUCAAACUUAUCGAACGCCUCGUUUACCAAUGUCCUCACUGUAGUUUUUGGGCUCGAGCUGUGUCCAGUUUCCACCAACAUCUUAUGGCGCACGAAAAAAAACUACAUUCAAAUGUUCCCAUUGCGAUUUCAGCUCUCGUUAUCGCACUGCCAUAACCAAACACAUUAAGGAAAGCCCGAAGGAAACUCACAGAUCAGCUUGCUGGAAUAUGACCAAACCUGUUCCAGAAAACCAGUACCCCGAAUAUCUCAAAACGUCCCUUAUUCCAGAAUUAGAAUAUUCAGGAACACGGAAGAUCACUAAUUUA